AUGUCUUCACGAUCUGAACAGGAUUUCUGCUGUCCUGUAUGCCAUGAUAUCUUUAGAGAUCCUGUUGUCCUGACAUGCAGCCACAGCUUCUGUAAAGACUGUCUGCAGAACUGGUGGACAGAGAGACCAGCACAGGAGUGUCCAGUUUGUAAGAAAAUUUCAUUGAAGAACGAUCCACCUAGAAACUUGGAUUUAAAGAACCUGUGUGAGGCCAUCUUACUGGAGAGAGAACAGAGAGCUGAGGAGACUAUAUGCAAUCUGCACUCUGAGAAACUCAAACUCUUCUGUCUGGAUCACUGCCAGCCGGUGUGCGUCAUCUGUCGGGAUUCAAAAACACAUGCUGAUGACAAAGUCAUACCCAUCAAUGAAGCUGCACAGGAUCACAAAGAGGAGCUGCAGAAAACUCUGAAGACCUUACAGGAGAAACUGAAGCUGUAUGAACAAGUUAAAGGAAACUGUGACCAAACAGCAGAGCACAUUAAGGUCCAGGCCCGACACACAGAGGCGCAGAUUAAGGAGCAGUUUAAGAAGCUUCACCAGUUUCUACAAGAGGAAGAGGAGGCCAGGAUCUCUACUCUGAGGGAUGAAGAGAGGCAGAAGAGUCGGAUGAUGAAGGAGAAGAUUGAGGCUCUGUGCAGAGAGAUAGCAGCUCUUUCAGACACAAUCAGAGCCACAGAGGAGGAGCUGAGAGCUGAAGACAUCUCAUUCCUGCAGAACUACAAGGCUGCAGUGGACAGAGUCCAGCAGCGCCCCCUGAUGGAUGAUCCACAGCUGCCCUCAGGAGCUCUGAUAGAAAAGGCCAAACAUCUGGGCAACCUGACCUUCAACAUCUGGAACAAGAUGAAGAAAAUGGUCUCCUACACUCCUGUGAUUCUGGAUCCAAACACUGCUCAUCCAAAUCUCAUCCUGACUGAAGAUCUGACCAGUGUGAGAUAUGGAGAGAAACAGAAGCUUCCUGAUAAUCCAGAUAGGUUUGAUUAUUACUACUCUGUCCUGGGCUCUGAGGGCUUUAACUCAGGGACUCACAGCUGGGAUGUUGAGGUUGGAGACAGUCCGAUCUGGGUUGUGGGUGUAGCAGCAGAAUCUGUGCAAAGACAGACAGACACAGCUUUACAAUCUGGAUUAUGGAGAAUGCUGUUUUGUAACAAUGAAUACUCAGCGUGCUCACUACCAGGUGCUAACACUGUUCUUUCAGUGAAGAAGAAGCUCCAGAAGAUCAGAGUUAAACUGAACUGGGAAAGAGGACAACUGUCUUUCUCUGAUGCUGAUACUGAAACACACAUACACACCUUCACACACACUUUCACUGAGAAGCUGUUUCCAUACUUUAACACUAACCAAAAGUUGCCACUGAAGAUAUUACCAGUGAAUGACUCUGCAGAAAGCAAAGUGCCUCCUCCACUGAAACUCCAUUGUCUCCUCACCCUCCAAUGCUCCACCCUCACUGUCUCUGGACUCCUUCCUUCCACUGUCCCACCAUCCCAGACCCAAACCCUUUUCAGAACCACCAGUCCCUCACAGAAACUGAAGCUGUUUGAACAAGUUAAAGGAAACUGUGACCAAACGGCAGAGCACAUUAAGGUCCAGGCCCGACACACAGAGAGGCUGAUUAAGGAGCAGUUUAAGAAGCUUCACCAGUUUCUACAAGAGGAAGAGGAGGUCAGGAUCUUUGCUCUGAAGGAUGAAGAGUGGCGGAAGAGUCGGAUGAUGAAGGAGAAGAUUGAAGCUCUGAGCAGAGAGAUAGCAGCUCUUUCAGACACAGUCAGAGCCACAGAGGAGGAGCUGAGAGCUGAAGACAUCUCAUUCCUGCAGAACUACAAGACUGCAGUGGAAAGAGUCCAGCAGCGCCCCCUGAUGGAUGAUCCACAGCUGAACUCAGGAGCUCUGAUAGAUGAGGCCAAACAUCUGGGCAACCUGACCUUCAACAUCUGGAACAAGAUGAAAGACAUGGUCUCCUACACUCCUCUGAUUCUGGAUCUAAACACUGCUUAUCCAGAACUCAUCCUGUCUGAAGAUCUGACCAGUGUGAGAUGUGGAGUGAGACAGAAGCUUCCUGAAAAUCCAGAGAGGUUUGAUUACUACUCUGUCCUGGGCUCUGAGGGCUUUAACUCAGGGACUCUGGGAAGUUGA
Messenger RNA from Epinephelus lanceolatus (giant grouper), 2130 nucleotides. Its product is annotated as nuclear factor 7, ovary-like. NCBI's taxonomy places the organism in Eukaryota, Metazoa, Chordata, Actinopteri, Perciformes, Serranidae. Gene Ontology annotation, molecular function: protein binding; zinc ion binding. The record is from RefSeq and is a predicted model, not a curated record.